Messenger RNA from Moneuplotes crassus, 1726 nucleotides. Lineage: Eukaryota; Ciliophora; Spirotrichea; Euplotida; Euplotidae. The record is from the annotation of a GenBank genome assembly.
AAAUGUCUCUAAAGCUUCAAACAAAGCCUGGAAAGACAUCUAGAUCAAUAAAAUUUCUGAGCCAAAUCUCUACUUCGACUCAGUCUAUCAAAAAGCUGACUAAAAACGACUUGCUUGCCUUAAUGGAAUUGACUCAGCCAGAAAUUGAAUAUGUUGUAGAAAAGAUAUCAGAUAAAAGUAGAACAAGAAUAAUGAAGUUAUUGGAAGAUGUGAAUGUGAUCGAAGAUGAUUUUGAGAUGUUGCUAAGUAGGAAGGUUAGUAUGAACACUGAGUUCGAUGAACCAGGUCUUGACACUGAGGUUAAAGUCAGUGCUAAGCCACCUUGGAUAGCUCAAAAUUUGGAAAUCCAUAAAAGCUUCUGCUCUAGCCUUGCGAAAGUUUCCAAGAACUUAUCGAUUAUCAAAGCACCCAAGAAGCGAAAGCGUACAUCUGUAAAACCUUGAGACUCAAUCACAUCUUUGCUUCAGAAAAUGAUGCAUGGGUUUGGAGAUUUCUGCCCUAAUUCAAAUCAAACAACUGCUGAAAAGAUUGAGUAUUUCUUAAAAACUGAUUGGAUUCCCUUCUUAAUCACGAAGGAGCCUGAAAAGGAUCAAAAGCCUGAGCUUGACGAUGAAUUUGCUAAGAAAAUCUACUCUAGAGAAAUACAGUCUUAUAAAUAAGCUUAAAAAGAUCAUGAAGGAAGUCGAUGGUCUCAAGGAAAAAGAGGCAGAGUAUGAUAUUAGCUUUAUUCCUAAAGACGAAAUUGGAGAAGAUUUCGAGGUGGAUCAGGAUCAACCACUCGAGCCAAAUGAAGAGAGUAAAGAGGGUGAAAAAGAUGAGGAUUUUGACCAAGAAGUCAAAGAAGAAGAGCUUCUUCAUGAAGAGAGGACUACAUUUUACUCUGAACUCGUCGAAAGCAUGGAUGAAACCUCCUACACAGUCUUUAACAAAUGUCGGACUACUAAUUUCCUCUCCAGAGGCAAAGAGGUAUUCCUCGAAUGGAUAGGGAUUCAAUUGCCCAAGAAUAUGAUAGAUAUCAUCGCUCAUAUAGCUUAUAAUGAAGUCAGGCUCAUUGUUGAGGACAGUAUUAGAAGCUUGUCUGCACAUAAAUAAGCUUGAAAAGAUUAAUGAAUCUCUGACAUUGAACUUAGUCUCAGACUCUAUAAAGAAAAGAAUGGAAAUAAUGGAAAAUAGAAUCACUAAAUACAACCUACAAAAAGGUGAGGAGCUGUUUGUUAAAGAAUAUGUGAAAUAUCAAGACUAUAAUGAGCACUUCCAAUCAAAUUGUAGCAAGUUCAUUACAGUAAAAAGAAGUAAGAAGGACAAUUUGGUUCUGAUUAAGAUAAAAUAAAGACAAGUUCUGGUAUCCACUGACAAAGACUCAAGAAGUACAAAUGAAGGAAUCAAGAGGUCAAAAUUUGUGGAAGAAGGAAAAGUCUCAUUUCAAAGAGGCUACAGAGAAGUGGAACCAAAUGGAGAAGGCUGAACAAAAUGAUUAUGCUCUAAGAAGAAUUGGAGAAAAAGAGGUAGUUGCCUUCUUAAAGAUUAAAAAUGGAAAAUUCGUACCAAAAAGCCCAUAUGCAUGUUUUAUUGAUGAGAAAGUAGACCACUAUACUACUAGUGGAAAGUCUAAGGUCAAAAUAGACCACAAAUUCUUUUACAUCAUCUUUAAACUGUGGCAAACAAUGACUGACCAACAGAAACAAGCGUACUCACAAAAGGUUAAUAAAUAAUUCAAUUAUUUAAA